Molecule: messenger RNA, 1110 nt
Organism: Malassezia japonica
Lineage: Eukaryota; Fungi; Basidiomycota; Malasseziomycetes; Malasseziales; Malasseziaceae
Gene: ALG3
Product: dolichyl-P-Man:Man5GlcNAc2-PP-dolichol alpha-1,3-mannosyltransferase
Exons: 3
Coding region: 1-1110 (369 amino acids)
Cellular component (GO): endoplasmic reticulum
Molecular function (GO): dol-P-Man:Man(5)GlcNAc(2)-PP-Dol alpha-1,3-mannosyltransferase activity
Source: RefSeq, a predicted model, not a curated record
AUGACGGCGGACGCGCUGCCGGCGCGCGCGACGCGGAUGGCGCGCAAACUGCUCUUUUCCAAGGCGGGGUAUCUGCCAAUGACCAUGCUGCUACUGGCUGCCGACGGGCUGCUCACUGCGCUCAUUGUGCAGCGUGUGCCGUACACCGAGAUCGACUUUACGACCUAUGUGGGCCAAGCGCGUCUCUUUUUGAACGGCGAGCGGACGUAUACGCGCCUGGAUCCUGUCGGAGGCUCGGGGCCGUGUGUGUACCCGGCCGGGCAUAUCUAUGUGUACGCGCUGCUGGAUUACCUGAGCGAUGGCGCGCGGAAUCUGCUGCCGGCCCAAGUGUUCUUUGGGGCGUUGUACCUCGCGACGUUUGUGGUCGUCGCGCAGCUGUACCGUCUUGCCAAUGCGCCUCCGAUCCUGCUUGCAUUUUUGGUCCUCUCGAAGCGGCUGCACUCGAUCUAUGUCCUGCGCCUCUUUAACGACCCGGUCGCGAUGUUUGUGCUGUACGCGAGCGUGUACCUGCUGUGCAAGCGCCAGUGGCGCCCUGCGUGUAUCCUGUACAGUCUCGCACUGAGCAUUAAGAUGAAUGUGCUCCUUUUUCUCCCCGGCCUCUGUGUCGUGCUCUUUCGUGGCCAAGGCGCGGUCGGUGCACUGUUUUCGCUCGCACUCAUCGGUGCGGUGCAAGGCGUGAUUGGGCUUCCGUUUCUGCUGCACGAUGCACACGCCUAUGCGAUGGCGGCCUUUGACUUUUCGCGCGUGUUCCUCUUCAAGUGGACGGUUAACUGGCGUUUUCUGGGCGAGGCGCUCUUUUUGGAUCCCCGGACGGCCAAGGCGCUCUUGGGUGUGCACCUGCUCCUUCUCCUGCUCUUUGGCCUGUACACCUGGACCGGCCUUGGGACCCAAGGCUUUUCGUGGAUCUGGCGGCGGUGGCGCGGCGACCGCCGUCUUGACCUGACGCCGCAGUACAUCAUCUUGACGCUGUGCACGAGCAAUUUGAUCGGUGUCGCGCUGGCGCGCAGCCUACACUACCAGUUCUACAGCUGGUAUGCACACACCCUCCCCCUCCUUGUAUGGGCCUCGUCGCUGUGGCUCCCGCUAAAGUACGUCACCCAACUGACCUAG